AGCCAUGAGAGCAAGCAAGGGGAGGAGGGAAUCAGGGGGAAGAGGGAAGCAGGGGGAAGAGGAAAGCAGGGGGGAGAGGGUAGCAGGAGGAGGAGGGAAGCAGGGAGGGGAGGGAAGCAGGGGGGAAAGGGAAGCAGGGGGAAGAGGGAAGCAGGGGGAAGAGGGAAGCAGGGGGGAGAGGGAAGCAAGGGGAGGAGGGAAGCAGGGGGAAGAGGAAAUCAGGAGGGAGAGGGAAGCAGGGGGGAGAGGGAAGCAGGGGGAGAAGGAAAGCAGGGGGAAGAGGGAAGCAGGGGGAAGAGGAAAUCAGGGGGGAGAGGGAAGCAGGGGGGAGAGGGAAUCAGGGGGAGGAGGGAAGCAGGGGGAAGAGGGAAGCAGGGGGAAGAGGGAAGCAGGGGGAAGAGGAAAGCAGGGGGGGAGGGAAGCAGGGGGAAAAGGGAAGCAGGGGGAAGAGAGAAGCAAGGGAAGGAGGAAAUCAGGGGGGUGGGGGAAGCAGGGGGGAGAGGGAAUCAGGGGGAGGAGGGAAGCAGGGGGAGGAGGGAAGCAAGAGGAAGAGGGAAGCAGGGGGGAGGGGGAAGCAGGGGGAGGAGGGAAACAGGGGGAAGAGGGAAGUAGGAGGAAGAGGGAAGUAGGGGGAAGAGGAAAGCAGGGGGGAGAGGGAAGCAGGGGCAGGAGGGAAGCAAGGGGAGGAGGGGAGCAGGGGGAAGAGGGAAGCAGGGGGAAGAGGGAAGCAGGGGGAAGAGGGAAGCAGGGGGGAGAGGGAAGCAGGGGGAGGAGGGAAGCAGUGGGAAGAGGGAAGCAGGGGGAAGAGGGAAGCAAGGGGAAAAGGGAGGCAGGGUGAAGAGGUAAGCAGGGCGAAGAGGAAAUCA
Messenger RNA from Closterium sp. NIES-67, 866 nucleotides. NCBI's taxonomy places the organism in Eukaryota, Viridiplantae, Streptophyta, Zygnematophyceae, Desmidiales, Closteriaceae. The record is from the annotation of a GenBank genome assembly.